AAACUGUUGGUUUAACACACCAGAGAAACCAGAAAGAAGCAACCUGUAGACUAUGCUAAUUAUAAGAAAAAGAUCAGCAGAUUUUUCUGUCAAACAGUACAACAGCAUCCUCUGAUGAUCUGUAAAUUUUUUACUUUGUCUAAUUAUCAAUCAGGACAGGCCAUGAAAGGGUUGUUUAAAAGUCAUAAGAAAACAGGAUUAUGUGUGUACAUUUGAUAGUAUUGUAUUAAAUGUCAACCAUAAGUGGUGUUUGGUUCUCAGGAUCACGUAUUCUGGGUCACACCCAAAAACAAAUUCCUACUUCCGCAUCAAACAUUUGACUCUUUAUUACCAUACACCUUUUUCUUCUUUCUUCAAAUUUGUGUGUUAUUUGAACAGAAGUUGAUGUCGUCUGCUGUAUCCAAUAAACUACUCGGGCAUUAAAGUUUUGGGUAAAUGAGCAACUUGCAGCAGCACUGUUUUUUUUCAUUGCUCCCCCAUAUCUCAAAGUAAGAGGACAUACUGACUUCUUACAGGUGCCUUGUGUCUAUAACAUUUCCAUCUGAAUGUCCUCCUCAGUAGAUUUCCCUCCUCUGCUUUGAGAAGCCGGAUAACAUGGACAGAAUGACGGCCUUCAAAACCAGCAGAGAGAAGUUCAGAACCAGACCACGCUGCAGAGACCAUGCAGAGGUGAGAGGAGCCGAAAGCGUCUGAAGAACUAGGACUUGCCGUGAAGUGUGAAUGAAGCUCAAAGCUGACUGUAUUAUAGGCUACAUUAGGCAACAUUUAAGGACUCUGAAAAAAAGAAACUAUUAGUAGCCUCUAACAAGCUGAAUCACCACCGAUCAACUGAAAUGGAUUUACCACAAGACAAGCUACUUUGAAAUCUACACAGAAGCCCAGUACAUCAAAUACCUUGUGAACCCUAUAGCUCUACAUAUUGAGACUUCUCAAAGAGGCAGCUCAUAAAAUUUUAAUUCCAAACCAUAGACAUCUAGAGGAGUGGACUUGUCCGAGGAGGCGAUGAACGGCCUUACAGAGAUGUCGUUAAAGUGUGUCCUUGUCGGGGAUAGCGCUGUGGGAAAGACGGCCCUGCUGGUCCGCUUCACGUCAGAGACCUUCCCCGAUGCCUACAAGCCUACCGUGUUUGAAAACACAGGGGUGGAGGUGUACAUGGACGGGGUCCAAAUCAGUCUGGGUCUGUGGGACACAGCGGGAAAUGAAAACUUUCGACAGAUCAGACCAAGGUCCUAUCAGCAGGCUGACGUCGUCCUCAUCUGCUUCUCCGUGGCCAACCCAAGUUCUUUGGCCAGUGUCCAGAAUAAGUGGAUCAAUGAGGUUCGAGAGAACCUGCCCAAGGUUCCUGUGUUGGUCGUGGCCACCCAGACAGAUCAGCGGGAGAUGGGGGCACAUCGAGGCAGCUGCGUCUCUCCUGCAGAGGGGAGACGCGUGGCUCAUGAAGUCCACGCUAAAGGCUACCUGGAGUGCUCAUCUUUAAGCAACCGAGGCGUGCAGCAGGUGUUUGAGUAUGCAGUGCGGACAGCCGUUAAACAGGCCAGGAAACAGGCCAGGCGUGGGAUGUUCAGCAAUAACCAGUGCAAGGUCUUUUGACCUUUGACUUCAAGCAAGUGGGCAGCUGUAGCUCUUAUGAAAGGGCUAUUUAAAUAAUGCAUCGAGAUAUGCUGUUUGGAACUGAGUUAAAGCCUGUAGAGGUACAACAACCUAAAGUUGUUCUGCCACACUUACAGGGACUCCUAUAAUCUACAACUCUUUUUGAACCUGGGAAUGAAUUGAUUUAGUCAUUUGCCAAAUAGUCCCCUAAUUGUGAGUUCUACUGUUGUGUGAACUUAGGAAAGAUGCGACGAAAAGGGUUUACUUGAUAAUCUAAUCUGUUUAUUGAGUGAAUGAUAUCCCACAGAGAUAUUUUCAUGGGGCAUCUGAGAAGUUUUGUGUUUUAGAAAGACUUCAUCUGAAACUUGAGCUGUGAGAAUCUUGCUCAAAUUAAAUCCCUAGAGCUUUAAUAUUGAAGCAACAUAUCACCUCUCAAGGAGGAUAGUACCUUAAUAUUGCAUUAUAUGGUUGGAUGGGCAAAUUAAUUUUUUACAGUCUAAAGUAUGACAAAGAAUAUUUCAUGCCUUUUUUAUGCCUUUUUGAUAGAACAGUGGAUCAAGUAGGAAACAGGUGAGUGAGAGUAGGAGAUGACAUGCAGCAAGUGCCUCGGAUUUAAUCCUUGGUAUCCCAUUUCGUGAACUACGGUCUCAUGGGGCCACAACAUUAAAACUGAGCUAAACUCCCAAUCUUAACUAUUUGAAUGCCUUCAUCACCACAAACGAAGUCAGAAAAUUAGUAUUUUUUUACAGCUGCAUGGAGCUUUUACAGAGGUGUUUUCAUAUUUCUAAAAAAAACUAAAAAGAAAUGGCUGUUUUCAUGCCCGUAAAUCAAAUAUUUAUAUGAAGGGUCAAUUAUGGAAUUAUGCAGCAGUGAUUUUAAUUUUUCAGAAAAUGAAAAUUGGGGGCAGAGUGGGCUAGUGUAGCUUUGUUGGGCUCUGUGUGUUAUGAAACAGAGGCAGAAAACUAACUGACAUUUAGGACUGACGGACAGACCUUAAGGCUGCAAGUUCUUUUCAGUAAUGACUCUAUUUAAGAAACAUCUGUCAAAAUCUAUUCAAUUGAUUCAAAUAAUAAUAGUAUUGUUUGAAAUGUUUUGUUUCAAGUGGGUUGUAUUGAAAUAGAAUUUUAGCAAUACAUGACAGGCAACACAGAUAUGUCAUUUAAAGGUUAAAGUUAUGUUUUUUUUUAUAGUAGUACAACUUUCAGACAGUUUUAUCAACACAUGCAUGUGUUUUCAUGUGGAUUUGUGUGAACGGGUUUUUGUUGUUGUUAUUUAACUGUAUACCUCUUUUAGAACAUUUAAAAAAUAUAUAUUAGAGAGAUCUUCGACCUCUUAUGUUUUUCCUCAU
This is a messenger RNA of Notolabrus celidotus (New Zealand spotty), 2938 nucleotides long. It is a transcript of the gene rhoh, whose product is annotated as ras homolog family member H. The transcript has a single exon. The record is from RefSeq and is a predicted model, not a curated record. Bases 1003 to 1590 code for a protein of 195 amino acids. Gene Ontology annotation, molecular function: GTPase activity; GTP binding. Gene Ontology annotation, biological process: small GTPase-mediated signal transduction. NCBI's taxonomy places the organism in Eukaryota, Metazoa, Chordata, Actinopteri, Labriformes, Labridae.